Harpegnathos saltator (Jerdon's jumping ant) is the source of this 2838-nucleotide messenger RNA. RefSeq names its product TBC domain-containing protein kinase-like protein. Gene Ontology annotation, molecular function: protein kinase activity; GTPase activator activity; ATP binding. The record is from RefSeq and is a predicted model, not a curated record. Bases 259 to 2706 code for a protein of 815 amino acids. The transcript has 12 exons. Lineage: Eukaryota; Metazoa; Arthropoda; Insecta; Hymenoptera; Formicidae. Gene Ontology annotation, biological process: activation of GTPase activity; protein phosphorylation.
UAUAGCGAUUGAUGGACCGCACCCGAUAUCACAAUAUCCAUUGGUGUCGGUACUGUGUGAUAUAUAUUACAAUUAAGCUUUCAUGUUAUUUUAUUGAUUGAGUGACAGCUGUAAAUGAUGGGCAAAGUAGGCGGAUUUCUUUCUCUCUUCGUCAAAUAUGCAAAUGGAUCAGCAAUAAUUAUAAAUAAUGCUAAUUCUGACUUAGAACAGUGGAACCGGCACGUAUAAUUGGAGAAUUUUAUAAAUAAUUUCUUAAAUAUGUGCCCGGCACUUUUGGAAAACGAGGAACGAUGCUUGGGAGGUAUGACCUUUUUUGCGCAAAGUCACCCAGUGGAAGUAUGCGGCAGCAACGGUCUACCACUCACUCCAAAUUCUAUAACAAUUUAUGGAAAAUCACAAUUUUUGAAGACCAUUUACCAUCCGCAUCUUUCUCCUUAUCUCGAUAUAAUUAGAAGUAAGCACGAGAGAAUAGUAGUUGUUGCAGAGUAUAGUGGAGAUCCAUUAAACACUAAACAAGACUUCAGUACAGAAGAGAUUGUCAAGAUAUCCUUUCAAUGUCUCUUAGGAUUACAGCAUAUGAACAAACUUGAUUUAGUACACAGGCAUCUGAGUCCAGAUAAUAUUUUGAUUAAGAACAAUGGCGAUGUACAACUAUACAAUUUUGGACUAUAUUAUAUGACAGAUGGAGGAAAGAAUGUGUCUUUCCCAAUUGGUUCUCCAAAAUAUACAGCACCAGAAGUAUUUUUGAAUCCUAAUUCAAGUGGUGUCAAAGUUGAUUCCUGGUCUCUGGGGCUGAUCAUAGCGGAGCAGUUGUUGGGACAAUCUAUUUGGCCUGGUGUAAAAUUAUCCCAAUGCUUGAGAAAGGUUAUGAGCUUAAUAUUAUGCGACACUAGCAUAUUCGAACGUCUUGCCAGAGAAAACAAUUGUUUUCACGCCUAUGAGAAGCUAUCACAGGAGUUGAAAGAAUUUGUAGAUUCAUGUCUACAAAUUCAUCCUACUAAACGUAAAACUCCAGAAGAAUUAUUAGAAUUGCCAUUAUUUGCUGAACAUUUAACAAGAAAUGCUCAAGAGAAGGAAGAGAAUCUUUAUAAAAAUGUAAUAGUUAGGAAAAUGGACGAAUUAUAUUAUCUGUGGCAGUUGGCUGGCGGGGACAUUACGAUAGAUCUAAAGAAACAGGGUCUCGUCAGAUCGAGUCCGCCUGUUUUAUCUAUUCCCAACUUGGUCAUACUGCUGGGCCAAAUGUUUGGCCAGAGAGAUACCGCCAGUUUGCUUGAUGUAAGGGUCAUAAAGGUUCCUAUAGAGACUCUUCGUCAACGUUUGGCUCACAUUCCGUACAUAGCAAAUUAUCCUUGGUUGACAAAUCAAAUGCGAGUUCAGGCACAGGAAGAUUUGACGGACGCCGCGUCUCAGUUGCCGUUAAUUAUACGGGAGCGCGACACAGAGUAUCAGUUUUAUCGGCUAGUCUUGUAUGAUAGACUCUUACAAGUAUAUCCGCUCACUCAAGAUGCGAUUAUCGAGGAGGCUCACAAAGAUAUACCGCCACCAGUACGGGGUGCUGUAUGGGCGGCUUUGCUCGGUAUUACUGGCGACAUACAGAAGCGUUACGACAUGAUUGACAAGGAAACGCCCACACACACCGAUCGACAGAUAGAGGUGGAUAUACCGAGGUGUCAUCAAUACAGCGAGCUACUAUCAUCCGGCGCCGGGCAUGAACGACUGCAACGAUUACUGAAAGCGUGGGUCAGGAACAAUCCUCACUACGUUUACUGGCAAGGACUCGAUUCGCUGACGGCGCCCUUUCUUUAUCUGAAUUUUAACAACGAAGCUCGAGCAUUCGGAUGUUUAUCUGCCUUUAUACCGAAGUAUCUGCACAAAUUCUUCUUGAAAGACAAUUCGGCGGUGAUACAGGAGUAUUUGGGAAAAUUCUCUCAGAUCAUAGCGUUCCACGAUCCUCAAUUGGCCAAUCACCUGAAGUCCAUUAACUUUGUUCCAGAACUAUUCGCCAUACCGUGGUUUUUGACGAUGUUUUCACCUAUUCGUAUUUUAGAUGUGUUUCCGCUGCAUAAGAUAUUACAUCUGUGGGAUAAAUUAUUGCUAGGAAACUCGUCGUUUCCUCUCUUAGUUGGAUUGGCGAUACUGAAGCAACUGCGAGACUCUCUGUUGAUGUCGGGUUUCAACGAGUGUAUCCUCCUGUUCUCCGAUUUGCCCGAGAUCGAUAUAGAGUUAUGCGUUAAAGAUUCUAUGAUGAUGUAUCAAAACACACCAGCUAGUAUUACAUAUAGAAAGCACCAGUAUAACACGACAAAGGAUGCAAAUUGGACCGAGCCUGAGGCGGGAACUGAGAAAAUGCCGCGGAUCAGCGUGGACGAUUUCCUAAAUCUCCACAACAACUCGCCAAGCAAAGUAAUAGUGGUCGACGUGCGUAGCAAUAUACAGUUCGAAAGAGGCGCUAUUCUUAGCAGUAUUAAUAUCCCGUUUACGAGUGUACAACUCUCCCAGACUCACGUCGACACGCUCGGACCGCACGCGAAACCUCUGACAGAUAACAAGAACAGUGUCGUCGUGAUCAUCGGGCCGCACGAUCAAAAUAACGCGUUGUUCGCAGAUUUCCUAGUGAAAUGCGGUGUCGUGGGAGUCUGUUCUCUGCAAGGCGGUAUCAACGCCUUACGUUCCAAGGCUCCGAACAUCAUAGUACCUGCGCGUUAAUCAAGAUCACACUUAAUAAUGACAUUAUUGUACAUAAUACUCAGACGAUGAAGUACAAUUGAUAUUACUUGUGAUCUAUAAAAUUUGUAGAGCAGGCUGUACAAUUUUUGUGAUAAAAGGAUUUAUCGGAUA